GGUAACCUGCACCUGCACAUGGAGGAAGUCUCUCUCUCUCUCCAUCCCUCCUUCCCGUUCACUCCUAAUAGGAUAAUUAAUAGAUAAUCUAAACAGUCGAUAAUUGUGGACUCAGCGAGGUCGAAGUGAACAUCAAAGGAGAAACUUUGAUGCUAGCUGUUCUCUGGGAGUCGGAGCAGAAAGUUGCAGCAGGACUCUGAGAGCAUUCAGGAGAUGCUCUGAUAAAAUAAGUGCGAGUUAAAAACCUGAAAAAAACUUCUCUGGCUUCACUUCACGAUCACAGUUUACAGUGCAGGUAUGGAUCAGAGGGCGGUGUGUGCGGGAUGUCAGCGCAUCAUCACGGACAGGUUCCUGCUCAGAGUCACUGACUGCCUCUGGCACGAGGGCUGCGUGCGGUGCGCGGCGUGCGGGGACGCGCUCAACAACUCCUGCUUUCUGCGGGACCGCAAACUUUACUGCAAGCGGGACUAUGCUGAUCUGUUUGCAGUGCGUUGUGGGGGCUGCACAGAGGCCGUGUCUCCUGCAGAGCUGGUGAUGCGUGCAGGGGCCGCUGUGUUCCACCUGCGCUGCUUCACCUGCAGCGUUUGUUCCUGCCGCCUGCAGACCGGAGACCGCUGUGUCCUCAGGGAGGGACAGCUACUGUGUGCCAGAGAGGACUACCACCAGUGUCUGGCCAGUCCCACCUCCUCUGACACAGGUAAAAGUGAAGAUGAUGAAGACGAUGAGGAGGAGGAGGAGGAGGAGGAGGAGGAGAAAGUUACCGGCAGGCGAAUCAGAUCAGAAGACCUGGAAAGUAAACGUCCUAAAAGACCUCGCACUAUUUUGACCACCCAACAAAGAAGAACCUUUAAAGCCUCCUUCGAGGUCUCAUCCAAGCCCUGUAGAAAGGUAAGGGAGACCUUGGCAGCAGAGACUGGCCUGAGCGUCCGAGUUGUGCAGGUCUGGUUCCAGAACCAAAGAGCCAAGAUGAAGAAAUUGGCGAGGAGACAGCAGCAGCAACAGGAGCAGCAGCAGACUCAGGAACAGCAUGAGCACCCGUCACACCAUACAGCGCCCCCCUGUGGUGGUUUGCCCUCUGAGCUGGAGCGCCUGGGCUCCUCUUUUUCCCACAGUCAGCAGCAGCAGCAGAAAACGCAGCAGCAGAUGGGGUUCACCACGCUCGAGCAGCAGGACUAUGACAUGGACCCCUUCAGACAGGGCCUGACCCCUCCUCAGAUGCCGGGGGAUCACAUGCACCCCUACGGCUUCAAGGGCCUGUACGGUGAAAUGGACAGAGAGCCUCUUUGUCAUAUGGCUGACAGGGACUGCCUCUCCCUGGGCGGCUCCUCUUUACUUACUCCUAUUGACUGUCUUUACUCCAUGCAGGACUCGUACUUCACCUCCUGAGAGUGAAGACUGGACUCAGUAAGGAACGGUCCACAUGAAAGUGCGUGUAAAAAUAUCGCCAAGGAAUGUGGAUACACUGUGAUAGUAUUUGAUAUAGUGUCAAUCUGUCACGGUACAAUCAUUUCAGAACACACAUACACACACAAAGGCAGGUAGGUGCAAUGAAGGUACUACAAUAAAUGAGCAGAACUGGUGUACAGGCAGAUGGCCAGGGAAUCCAAAACAGGAACAAGAAUCCAAAAACCAGGUUGCCAGUCCAAAAAAACUCAGAAGGCCAGAUUGGUGAACCUCCGCCAUCUGACAACAUGCAACAACCAUGGAGGUACACUGUAAAUCGAAAAACCAUCAAUUAAAAGGAAACAUGAAAAACAUUUACCUAUAUUCAAUAUAAAGUAAAACCUGUCUUCAUUUCAAUUGAGGUCAAAAUAUAACCAGUAUCAUUAGGCAGCUGGUUACAGUUAAUAAUACCUGCUUCGAUUACAUAUGUAAGGAAGCUGAACUGCCGACAGUUCAGUCGUACUGUAUAAUCUGUUAUGCUUGCCGUCAUUUGCCUGAUAUGCUUGGAGCUCAGAAAUCAGAAAUUUCAAAUAGGAACUACCGAGUUUUCUGGAAUGCAGCAUAAAUACAAAGGCAAAGUUAAUAAUUACACAAGGUCAGUCACCAACAGACACAGGUAGAAAAUCAUCAAACAGGAAAUACUAAUUCAAGAGUCAAGGCAAGAAGUCACAUAAUGAGCACAUCAUAAGAACAUCUGUGAUUAUCAGUUGCUGGAUUUUCCAUGUGCAUGUCCUUAUAAACAUACAGUAACUACUCCUCUGCCUCUUAUGCUUUGCAAUCCAACAACGCAGUCCCCUGUGCAUGUACAAUACUGUCCGACCUCUAACUGUGUUUAAAUGUUAGAACACGAGAUUAUAACUGCAUCACUCAAUGUAAAUAACUGUUUGGUUGUGUAUUUGUAUUUAUUCUCACAAUGCGUGU
Molecule: messenger RNA, 2364 nt
Organism: Paralichthys olivaceus (Japanese flounder)
Lineage: Eukaryota; Metazoa; Chordata; Actinopteri; Pleuronectiformes; Paralichthyidae
Gene: lmx1a
Product: LIM homeobox transcription factor 1, alpha
Biological process (GO): neuron differentiation; regulation of transcription by RNA polymerase II
Cellular component (GO): nucleus
Molecular function (GO): RNA polymerase II transcription regulatory region sequence-specific DNA binding; DNA-binding transcription factor activity, RNA polymerase II-specific
Source: RefSeq, a predicted model, not a curated record